Messenger RNA from Branchiostoma floridae (Florida lancelet), 5061 nucleotides. Its product is annotated as TBC1 domain family member 9B-like. The record is from RefSeq and is a predicted model, not a curated record. The coding region runs from base 144 to 4790 and encodes 1548 amino acids. Gene Ontology annotation, molecular function: calcium ion binding. The transcript is spliced from 5 exons. NCBI's taxonomy places the organism in Eukaryota, Metazoa, Chordata, Leptocardii, Amphioxiformes, Branchiostomatidae.
UAAUAAGCCUCAUCCGGGAGAUUUCAAGAUGGCCGUCAAAAUAUAGUCGUCGACAGAUUUUUGUUGACUUUUGGCAAAUAUUAGGUAAUUUUCGUCAGAAUGAGACAAUUUUAGACCGUGAGGGAUCAGAAAAGGGAUUCGUUAUGUGGGUGAAGCCAGAAGAAGUGCUCAUGGCGAACGCGCUGUGGGUGACGGAGCGCGCCAACCCUUUUUUUCUUCUCCAGCGUAGAAAGGGCCACGGAGGUGGAGGUCUCACUGGGCUCCUUGUGGGGACCCUUGACACCGUCCUUGAUAACAACACCGCGCCUUACCGAAUCUUACACCAGACACCGACAUCCGAGGUCUACUGGACCGUGGCAUGCGCCAAAUCCAAGAAGGACGUCUUCAAAGACUGGGAAUGGCUCGAGCAAAACUUGAUGCAGAUUCUCGGAGAGUUCGAAGCCGAGGAAGACGUGACCGAGUUCGUCAGGUGCAAGAUCGAGAGUUUGCUGGCAAACGUGGAUGAAGAGAGCAAGGAGGACAACGACACCAAGCGCUUCAGGGAGGCGUCGGCCAAGUUCCAGAAGCUUUUCAGCAUGCCUGAGGAGGAAAAGUUGGUGAACUAUUACUCUUGUAGCUACUGGAAGGGGCGAGUGCCUCGUCAAGGUUGGAUCUACCUGAGUAUAAAUCACCUUUGCUUCUACUCCUUUCUGAUGGGGAAGGAGGCGAAGCUGAUUGUCCGCUGGACGGAUGUCACCCAGCUGGAUCGCAGCAACAGCAUGGUGCUACCGGAGGGCAUCAAGGUCUGCACGCGGGACGGCGCUCACUAUUUCUCCAUGUUCGUGCACCCCAACGAGACCUACGCUCUGAUGGAGCAGUUGGCUGACAUGGCCAUGAGACAACUGCUGUCAGAGGAAGGAUUCGAGGAGGAUAGGGAGCUCCCGCGCAGGCUCAAGAAGCUGACGCCGAAGAAGGUGUCGCUCUUGAAGAGGGACCUGGACGCCAGGGCGAAGAGCGAGGCGUACCGGACGCUGUUCAGGCUCCCGCUGAGCGAGAAGCUGGACGGGCGCACCGAGUGCACGCUGUGGACGCCCUACAACAAGCGCCACAUCUGGGGCAUGCUGUACGUCUCGCCCAACUAUCUCUGCUUCAUGAGUCGCGUGAGCAGCGAGGUGUCACUCAUCAUCCCGCUACGGGACGUUUCUCUCGUGGAAAAGAUCGAGAACUCCAACAGCCUCCUGCCUAAUGCCGUGCACAUCUCUACCAAAAGCAAGACGACAUUCCUCUUUGCCCAGCUGGGCGAACGCGACUUCCUGGUGGAAAGGAUAUCGGACUUCCUCUCGAAGACCGUUCACCGACAGUACAGCUCGGACAGCGUCAGCAUCAACAGCAGCGGGAGUGGAGGCUCCGGAACACGAUUGUCCGCGAGUUACAGCGACACCAGUGGUAACGGCGGGGAUAAAGAGACUGCUACAGGCUCGGACAGGAUAAGUGUCAGCCUUGGUAGCUCUCUUGGAGCAGACAAAACCAGCAUGAGCAGUUCCCCAGCUGCCAACCAGCCUCUCACCAUGGUGUUCUGUAGGAGGAACUCCAAUGAAAUCCCACCCAAGGAAAAGAUAAAGGAACAUCUGUGGGACAUCCACUUUGCUGAGUACGGGAGGGGGGUGUCCAUGUAUCGCACAAUCAAGACACAUGAGCUCAUUCUGCAAGGCAUCCCGGACAGUUUGCGGGGAGAGCUGUGGCUGCUGUUUUCCGGUGCUAUCAACGAGCUCCAGACACAUCCGGGGUACUACCAGUCACUGGUGGAGCAGAGCCUGGGAAAAUACACCAUCGCGACGGACGAGAUCGAACGAGACUUGCACCGCUCCCUCCCAGAGCACCCCGCAUUCCAGUCGGACAUCGGCAUCGCUGCGUUGAGACGUGUUCUCACAGCGUACGCCUUCAGGAACCCCAACAUCGGGUACUGCCAGGCCAUGAACAUCGUUACUUCAGUCCUUCUCCUGUAUGCCUCAGAAGAAGAAGCCUUCUGGCUCCUUGUCGCUUUGUGUGAGAGGCUCCUUCCUGACUACUACAACACAAAGGUGGUUGGUGCGUUGGUAGACCAAGGCGUGUUUGAGGACUUAACCCAAGAGUAUCUCCCACAGUUGUACGACAGGCUAGACGAGCUUGGUGUCAUCAGCAUGAUCUCUCUCUCCUGGUUCCUUACAUUGUUCCUCAGCGUCAUGCCCUUCAACAGUGCGGUCAGCAUCAUGGAUGUCUUUUUCUUCGAUGGUGCACGUGUCAUCUUCCAGUUGGCGCUGACCAUUCUGGACAACAACGCCACCAGCCUGCUGGACUGCAGGGAUGACGGAGAAGCCAUGCAGGCCCUUGGGGAAUACCUGGACAACGUCACCAACAGGGACUCUACAUUCCCGUCCAUCUCCAGCAGCAACUUCUCCUCCAAGUCCCAAGAGUCUUCCGUGGACGUCGGGGACCUGAUCAAGGAGUCCUACCAGAAGUACUACUGGAUUGCCUCGGACACCAUCGAUAAGAUGCGCUUCAAGCACCGUCUUAAGGUCAUACAGGGUCUGGAGGACAGCAACAAGAGGAACAUCGUGCGAAGCGUCAGCUCGGACGUGCCCUUCUCAAACGAAGAGAUGGAGGAACUGUACGACAUCUUUAAGGAGGAGUAUCUCAGCGCCUGUUACUGGGGUUCCGGGGUGUACAGUGACCCUUGGGAGAAACUAGACCCAUCCAUACCAUUCUACAUGCAACUCAAGGUCAACUUCGAGCAGUUCAAGACCCUCUUCUUGGCGCUGUCUCCUUGGGGGGUCGGCAUGCACGCCGACGCCAUGGCCCUCCGCGCCUUCCGUGUCAUGGACGUCAACGCAGACGGGAUGGUCAACUUCAAGGAGUUUGCCUGGUGCCUCUACAUGAUGUGUAAAGCAGAGUUACCAGACAGGCUGAAGCUGGUAUACAGGCUGCACAUGCCUCCUGCACUUCUGCCUACAGAUCACGAAGACCAAGAAGAAGAACAGGAGCAAGAUCCGGAGUUCAUCUCUCCCGAAGCAGAGCCAGCUCUUGAAGCCACUUCUUACUUCGAGGAAGACCUAUCGCCUCUACAUCUCCCGGGGAACCUCCCGAGACACGUACAAGUCGUGGAGAGCCUUUCGUCCACUCCCGCGAGUGAAGGCACCCCUCCCCGUACCGGUACUCCAGAUAUAGAGAAGGAUAACGGAACGUCCAGUGACUCUCAGUUCGAAGAAAUCAGCAUGCCAGAUUCUACUGAGGGUGGCUCGUCAGACAAAGAGGGAGUCCCGUUCGAAUCAUCAGAUGAGACUACAAAAACUGUACCAAAAACACAGCAGGCUAAGGCAGAUCUACGUAAAGAAGCACAGCCGAGUAAGACUACUGAAGACAGCAGGACAGCCGAGAAUCUGUCAUCUGAAAACCUCCAGACAGCACUGAAGACAAAAACAGCAGACUACAGGCUCAGCUUUGUGGAAGAUGAUGAAGACUAUGACUUCUGCGCAGAUUUGGACGACAAACCCAAAACACAGCAAGGACAGGACGAAAAGAAAGCUGUUCAGGACCAAGGAAAGGUCGCAGCAGGAGAUGCUGUACAGGGCAGUGCUGCUGAACCAACUGUACAGGACAGCAAAGAUGGUACAGCAGAUGGAGGUGUCAGCAGUGACAGCACAUCAUGGGAGCUGGAAGGUGAUGUCAAGUCACUUGAAGACAGCAUGCAACAGGUUUCCAUAGCAACAGAGAGACCAGGGCCAAUCACAGCAUCCUCUGCUGACUCCAAGGAUGAGGAGGGUCCACAAGGGGUUGUUAGGGAGGCUGCAGAGAAAGAAGAGGAUGUGUUUGGGGAAGAUGGGUCUACUGUACUCAUGCAGCCUGCAGAGGAUGGACAGGCCAGCACACAGAGCACUCCCGUCAGGAAAUGUAAACAACUGAGCUCUGGAGGAGAGAGUGACAUCCAUCGGUUCCUGAGGAAGUACCGGAGAGAGAAGGAGGCACUGAACAUGGGGGUGAAGGACCUGCCUAGGAUGGACCAGCCUCAGUUCAUCCAACUAUGGAAGACUUUCUACGACAUAUUCCGUGAGGACCCCCACGAGCAGGAGUUGUACCACGCCAUCGCUACCGUGGGGAAGCUACUGUUGGAGCUGGGAGAGGUGGGACGAUAUUUCACCGGCAGUGAGAACAAUUCACCGCUGACUUCUCCCACUGCAGCCAACAAAACAGUUGAAGAAUCCAUUCCAACAAAAGAGACAUCGACAACAGAGACUCCAAGCAGCAAGACUGAUACUGCAGGCAGUGCACCUGGACAACUCGACGAAUCAGCCAACAAGACCGCUGAAGGUCAGAAAAUGGGAACAAAAGACACCCCCGCCAAACCAGAGGUAGUGGAAGAGUCCACCUGUAACCAGGCGACGGACAAGACGUCCCCCGACAGUGCAAUAGCGAUGGUUAGCGAGGAAAGUAUCUCCUCUGGCCUAUCAGGCCUCAGUGCCACAAGCACCCAGGUCUCAGAAAUCUCCCAUGAUUCCAUAGGCACCACCCUACAAGGGUCAGAGGUCAAACAGAAGCCAAGAGGUCAGCUGACCCCUCAGGGGUCAAAGGAUUUACCGACAUCCCCUUGCAGUGAUUGGUCGAUCACGUUCGAACAGUUCCUAGCCUCGAUGCUGACAGAGUCAGAGUUAGUGAGGUAUUUCGAGGCGCCGGUGGAUAUUUUUGCUGUCAUUGAUAGGUACAGGAAGAGGAAAAUGAUAGAGAGACAGUUCAGUACUUCCAGUUUUUCAAGCCAGAGUGGGUCCCAAACAUUGUAGUUCAAUCAAAGAAUGGAGUAAAAUGAGUUAGUGCUAGAAGCUACCAUCUCAGACCAAAAGGGAGGGCAACAUGGCAAUGUCAUUCACUUUAAGUCUUUUAAAGAACGAAGGAAAAUUCGAGGACGUUGUUGCUAAAAUGGAAAGGUAUAAAGUCGGGAAAAGGACAAAGUUUCUAGGGCCAAGAGAAAAGCAUAAACAGAACCAACUCAUCUAUAUGAUAUUGUCUAUACCUACAGAUUGAAGCAAACCAGACUUAACAUGGGACUGCUUA